GCAGAGCAGAGCCUUUGUUUUGAUUGAGUGCUGUCAGUCUAACGUGUCUUUCUUUCUUUCUUUUUCUUUCGCAGACUGCCUGCUAGGUUGAGGAGAUUCGGGGUGUCCCAUAGACCCCUAGGUUCCUCCGAUGAACCCCAUCAACUCCAUGAAACCUGCCCUGCCUCCAACGCCACACAGUGACGCCUCUUACCCAUAUGAUCCUGUCCCCUGGCAACAAGGCCCCAAUCAGCCUGCCGGCUCCCUCUCUGUGGUGACCACAGUGUGGGGGGUAACCAAUCCUUCACCCAGCCAGGUUUUUGGCGCUCCCAUGGGUCCAGGCGGAAACUCAGCCGGUGGUCACAUGAUGCCUGGCAACAGCCCGGGCAUGAACUCCCCUCAGUUUAUGAGCCAGCAGGGCUACCCCGAGCCCAACAAGGGCUUCAUGCAGCAGGGCAUGUACGGGCGGCCCAGCGGGGGAUACCCGGCCGGGCCUGGAUAUGGGGGCAGUUACCCAAAUAACGGAGGGGGUUCCCUCGGGAUGCCGCCCCAUGGAGUCCGCCCGCCCACUGACUUCACCCAAGCGGCUGCCGCAGCUGCUGUGGCCGCUGCCGCAGCCACAGCGACGGCCACCGCCACAGCAACUGUCGCCGCGAUACAGGAGAAGCAAAACCAGGAGCUGAACUACGGGCCUAUGGGUGGUGCUUCCUCUUACAACACCCAGUUCCUGUCGCACUCUGGACCCCGUGGCCCACCCGGCAUGGCCCCCUCCGGAAUGGUCGGCUCCAGACCUCCUUCCAUGGGACCCAUGUACCCACAGCAGGGCCAGAGGUUGCCCCAGCAUCCCGUCUAUCCGGGAGGCCAGCAGGGUCCUCCGCGCCACCAGCAGGGCCUGAAACGCCCCUAUAACUCUGACGGAUUUCCGGGUCAGCAGUACGGUCCCGGGAUGGGAGGCGGGGGCCCGUACCCAGGACAGCCCAUGCAGUACCACGGCCCAGGGCCACAGCGGUCCGCUCCUUCCCCGUCUUACCCAACCCACCGAAUGCCCCUCCAGCAACCCAAUAUGGGCCAGUAUCCUGCAGGACCAGGAAACCCCAACCAGUACUACAAGCAAGCGGACCAGUUUAACGGACAGGGCAACAGCCACAACAGUCUGUCCUCAGGAGUGACGGGAGCCGGGUACAACACCUUCAACCAGGCUGCCGUCAAUGGGCCCGGACGUGCGAUGCCAGGAUACCCCAGCUCUCCUCUCCCAGGAAACCCCACUCCUCCCAUGACCCCUGGCAGUUCGAUGCCCCCAUAUAUGUCCCCCGGCCAAGAUGUCAAGUCGCCCUUCCUCCAUGACGUCAAGCCCAACAUUAACUCUCUGCAACUCCCUACAGGAAACCCCAGUGAUGACCUGCGUCUGACCUUCCCUGUACGGGACGGGGUGGUGUUGGAGCCUUUUAGAUUGGAGCACAACCUGGCUGUCAGCAACCACGUCUUCCAGCUGCGAGACUCCGUGUAUAAGACCCUUAUGAUUAGGCCUGACCUGGAGCUGCAGUUUAAGUGCUAUCACCACGAAGACCGGCAGAUGAACACCAACUGGCCGGCGUCGGUACAGGUGAGCGUCAACGCCACGCCUCUCACCAUCGAGCGUGGGGACAACAAGACUUCCCACAAACCCCUUUACCUGAAGCAAGUGUGCCAGCCGGGACGCAACACCAUCCAAAUAACGGUCACGGCCUGCUGCUGUUCUCAUCUUUUCGUGCUGCAGCUGGUUCACAGGCCGUCUGUGCGCUCCGUGCUUCAGGGUCUGAUGAAGAAGAGGCUCCUGCCAGCGGAGCACUGUGUCACUAAGAUUAAGAGGAACUUCAGUAGCGGUACCAUCCCAGGAACUCCCGGCCUUAACGGCGAGGAUGGUGUGGAACAGACGGCCAUCAAGGUGUCGCUCAAGUGUCCGAUCACCUUCCGACGCAUCCAGCUUCCUGCCAGGGGCCACGACUGCAGACAUAUACAGUGCUUUGACCUGGAAUCAUACCUGCAGCUCAACUGUGAGAGAGGAACUUGGCGUUGUCCUGUGUGCAAUAAAACAGCCCUUCUGGAGGGGCUAGAAGUGGACCAGUACAUGUUGGGCAUUCUGAUCUACAUCCAGAAUUCUGACUAUGAGGAGAUCACCAUUGAUCCGGUGUGCAGCUGGAAGCCAGUCCCGGUGAAACCAGACCUACAUAUUAAAGAGGACCCAGACGGCCCUGCCCUGAAACGCUGUCGCACCUUGAGCCCUAGUCAUAUGAUCUUACCCAACGUCAUGGAGAUGAUUGCAGCUUUAGGGCCGGCCUCCUCACCCUACCAGUCUAUGCCACAAGGUGGCAGCAGCAGCACGCCUGAUUAUCCCAGCCAAGGUGGCUCAGGAUACUCUAACCAACCAGGCUUCUCAGAUUUCCCCAAUGCCCCUGGCACACCGACCCUGGGGGAGUUUUCUUCCGGGCCGCCCCCUCUCUCCUACCAGUCUGACCUGCCGAGUGGCCUCCUUACCCCUGAAAAACCUGUGGGACACCCGAUGUCAGGACAGAUGCCUCACUCUAGUCGCAUGGAGCCUUCCCACAAUCCCCUUCAGCAACAGCAGCAUCAAUCUCUCCAUGGUAACUCCAACAUGGGUGCCCCCGGUGGACCCAUGCACUCCCGCAACUCCUCCCAGAAUCCCCGGAUGCACACAGACAGCUUUGGGCUGGGGGGCCCCGGGGGACCCGGUGACGUUUCAGAGCCGGCCCUUGAUCUUCUCCCAGAGCUGACAAACCCAGAUGAGUUGCUGUCCUACUUGGGUCCUCCUGACCUUCCCAACAACAGUAACGAUGACCUGCUCGCUCUGUUUGAGAGCAACUGAGCCCCCCGUCCCGCUCAUUCAUCAGUCACACAUCGCCGUCCAACACACAGCCUCCCUAUACCCUCACACUCCCGACUCAUCGAGGGGAGCUUUGGGAAGCCUAACAGAUAUCCGAUUACGUCUUUGCACUGUUUCCUCCUGAGACUGGAAUGCAGUGACUCAUGGGAAGGUGCAACGAAGAUCUUUCUUUUUUUUUUUUCUUCCUUCUGUGACAAUGUUACUGUUCGUCUGCUUCUCUGAACUCUGUCGAGAUUUUAUUGUGAAUUUCAGUUUGAAAGAGUUCCCGCUCUUCUCUCGAAUCAUUUGUAGAAAGAUGCCUCAUCUCACAUCAGACUCGUGUGGUGUAAAUGACAUUGUGUGGGGUGGGUCAUUGUUCGUUUUUUCAUUGCAGCUCCUGUUUUAAAUCUAAAUUAGAUGAGGAAUUCACUUCAGUGCUGAUCUAAAGUACUACACUUCAGAAAUCACACAGGGAAAGCCAAAGUGUCUCUGUUGUAACUUGAGAAAAACAAACGGAUGAACGUAAUUCUCUUAAUAAACAGGCAGACUUGUUUUAUUUCUUCCUUUUUUUUGCCCAAAGAUGACCACAAACUAGCUCCAUGUGACGUAUCAUGGUUUUAAACCACAAAUGACUUGAUCUUAAGUGAACUUUACUUGAAGAAGACCUCAAGUGUAGCCUUUUUCCUUUUAAACGUGCUAAUAGAGGCAAUCACAAUGUGUCAGACCUUAAACAGUAGCAUUAAAGAAGUGCAUUAUUACAUUUUGCACACACACCGAGCCCUUCAAGAGUUACUGUAUUUGCCUUCACACGAAGGAAAUUGAAGGCAAAGAGUCAUCUUUUGUGCCACCCACACAAAUACACACACGCACACCUCAAGCCCCACUUGGUGUGUGUUUUGGCACAAACUCAGACUAAUUUUAUGCCACACCGUUCUCUGUUUUCGUCUCUCUUCUUGUUAGUUUCUUUCCCCCUCAAUGUUCUUUUUAACAACGGUCUUCCUCUCCUGUGGGUUUAAGGCCACGAGGUCUGGAGUUCUAGCAUUACGGAAAAAGGACUAGAAUCUGUGAUUGUCAUCGGCUCAAAUCACACCCUCACUUGCGGACACAUUUCACUUGCCCUUAAAUAUGCAAGUUUGGGCUGUUAUUUGGUAGAAAUUCAGUUUUCUUCGUCAACAAAAUGUGUGAAGCUUUGAAACCAGACAGAGCACAAGCAGCCCUGUAGCACCUUGUGGACAAGUUGUAAGACAACACAAAUGCACACAAGGACAUUUUUUUGGACAAACACCUUCCCGUAGUGAGAUUUUGCUCUGACAAAUCUGGGUGGGUGGGAGCGUCACAACAGGAAAUGGACUAAUGUUUAUAGCCACACUCGUAAUUGAGGAGGAAAACAUUGGGAUUCAUGUGAAAUAUGUACAGAUAUAGUAUUAUUAUUGUCGCAGAUGUGAACUUUCUCUCAACCCCAUGAUAUGGAGAAAAAAAAAGGACAUUUUAAACACUAUGACAAGAGCUCAUGUCAGGCAUUCUCCCCCGUUUUCCAUUCAGCGCUCGCUUUCUCGGCGUGGAGGGGAGAUGAGUCUUU
Molecule: messenger RNA, 4418 nt
Organism: Sinocyclocheilus anshuiensis
Lineage: Eukaryota; Metazoa; Chordata; Actinopteri; Cypriniformes; Cyprinidae
Product: zinc finger MIZ domain-containing protein 2-like
Exons: 18
Coding region: 131-2842 (903 amino acids)
Biological process (GO): regulation of transcription by RNA polymerase II; protein sumoylation
Cellular component (GO): chromatin
Molecular function (GO): SUMO ligase activity; zinc ion binding
Source: RefSeq, a predicted model, not a curated record